Ambispora leptoticha is the source of this 527-nucleotide messenger RNA. The record is from the annotation of a GenBank genome assembly. NCBI's taxonomy places the organism in Eukaryota, Fungi, Glomeromycota, Glomeromycetes, Archaeosporales, Ambisporaceae.
AUGCUCCUUAUGAUAAAACCACUAAUGAUAUUCUCAGCAAUUUAGAUUGUCCUGACUAUCUAGUUGAAAAAUACAACCUCACCCCAGAACAAAUUCAAGAGUGCUAUCAAGCACUAGCCGAUAAUUUAGCCAAUAAUCCGAAUGUUAUCCGGCAAGUAGCCGAAAUGGUAGCCAGAUUAAGAAGUCAUUUAGCCGAAGGAAUUGGUCGUCCAAUAACUAAUGAAGAGAUAAAACCAGUGACUGAAGCCAUUAGCAAACUAACCAUCACUUUACUAAUUGAAAAGAAUAUAGAUCGUUUAAAAGAAUUAGGACUAACUCGUAAGAAAAUAGCUGACUUUGAAAGGAAACUAACUGGAGAAACUUUAAAAACUUUUUUGGAUUACAUUUCUAAAAACAAUACCUUAACCCAGCAAGAAAUGGCAGACUAUGCUUCGCAAUUAGUAGGGCAACCAAUAACUCGUUACUACAAAAGGAAACCAGAAAAGAAUUCUAUGAAAGUGGUUAGUGAAGGAGAUAAAGAAAAAUGA